GUCGUUUUGGUUAGAUUUUUUUUAUGUAACUGUGACCAAAAACGCUGGAACUUAAGAAAUUUGUAACAUGGUGAGUACAGUUCGCAGCACCGCAAAUCCAGAUUUAAGAGUAAGCUUAAUUUCUUAACAUUUUGACAUAUGUAAAAUGAACAUGUACGUAACACAAGGCAGCGGGUUUUCCACAACACAAGGACCCCGGAAACGGAAGUCUUGACGCUCGGUGUGAGGCCUCUUGAACCUCCAGCAAUCCGUCGUCUACCAAAGACUCCCACCGCCACUGAAUUUAACCCUCUAUGGCAUUGUGUUGCCCUCAGGCAACAAACCACUAUUUUGGCCCACACACCGCCCCUUUAAAUUUUUUAAGUAAAACAUCACAUUAAAAGUCUGAUGAUAUGUCUGUGACCAAUGAAAUUUGAGCUGGACGUGGCUUUGACCUUUGUCUUGGGGUGAAACAAUCCUUUUUUGGACCGCAGCUGACUUGGACACAGCGCUAGCAGAAGGAAAUGGAUGCACAAAGAUUUUAUGGGCGUAAGGAACAUGAUCAAGCGGUUAGGCUCAUUCCUUCUGACAGUGAGGACAGUGAGCUUGAGGAGAGUGACAGUGAGGAAGAGUGGACUCCAAAAUCAGAGGACCUGCCUGAUGACAAUGAGUCUGUGGAUGAAGAGGAAAAUGAAGAUGAUGAAGUAUCACAGGAAGCUGUUCCAUGCUUACCCCGUUGGAGAACACCCCACAGUGCCAAUAUCACUGAUUACCCAGAAUGGCAGGCCAGUCUUCCAAAAUCAGAUCAUAUCAAUUCCCCCUACAAAUUCUUCAAGAUGUUUUUUUCUGAAGACAUUCUGGAAGUAGUUGUAGAGCAGUCAAAUUUAUAUGCCAUUCAGUGUGACACCAACAAGCCCCUUAACCUCGCUAAAAAAGAACUGGAACAAUUUAUGGGUACAGCAGUAUACAUGUCAUUGUUUGGAUUACCAGGCACCCGCAUGUUUUGGAACAAAGCCACCCGAGUGUCCCAGGUAGCUGACACCAUGGCACUAAACAGAUGGGAGUUAAUUAAAAAAUCCCUGCACUUCAACAACAAUGAAAUGAGACAACGAGAAAAUAUUGAUCCACUCCACAAAAUCCGACCACUGGUCACUUACCUCAAAGCUGCAGACAAUACCAAUGAGUGAGAAGUUGGCUGUAGAUGAGCAGAUGGUCCCUUUCAAGGGAAGAAAUACACUCAAGCAAUACCUACCAGCUAAGCCAAAGACAGGGGGUACAAGAUAUUCAUCUUGGCUGGCUCUGAUGGUGUUCUGCACAAUUUUGA
This is a messenger RNA of Gambusia affinis (western mosquitofish), 1303 nucleotides long. Its product is annotated as piggyBac transposable element-derived protein 2-like. The transcript is spliced from 3 exons. The record is from RefSeq and is a predicted model, not a curated record. Bases 504 to 1166 code for a protein of 220 amino acids. Lineage: Eukaryota; Metazoa; Chordata; Actinopteri; Cyprinodontiformes; Poeciliidae.